GCCCAACCCCCUCUAACCUGCAAUUUACAAUAGCCGCCCUGGUAUGCGAGAAGGAGGUAGAACGGGAAUGCCUGUUUUCAGUGAGCCCUCACCCUCUGGAAUCUAUACUGUGAGCUGGCUUUGUUUUGCAGAAGUCUUGAGGAAGUGGCUGGCCACCCUUUGUGACACUAACAGCAGACAAAUUAACAACAUUCUUGAGCUAAUAAAUUUUUUCCUGGGCUAGAGAAGUUGUGAGAACUGGUUGUGAUUAUUUACUUUACUUAGAUAGUUUUAAAAUAAACAUUGUAGUCUGUCACGUUGUAGCUUGCCACAAAGAAUGCCUUUUCACUACUUAAUUAUCUGGGCUCUGUAAAUUGAUCGGGUUUACUAUAUAUAAAUCCUAAAAUAAAGAUUGUGCGUACAGUGCAGUGCAGUGCAGUGUAACGCGGUGCAGACAGCAAAGGUGUCUCUCCUGUCUUUCUUUUCCAAGCGCUGUACCCCCCGUGUCCCGACAAGGCGUGCGUGUUUACCUUGCCCGGAGUUCAGAGUGCUCUAGACACUCACGACAAGUGGCGCCCGAAUUCAGGGACUCCGAAGGUCGCUUAGGAAGAAAAUGGAAUUCAGCAGUGGGUCCCUGGACGAUGGAUCAGGACCCGCGUCUCCAGAUCCUGUUCACCAGCCCCGGAGACAACUCCCCAAAGAACCGGAACCGUGCCUUCAGAAGCGAGCGCGAAACCAGCUAGAAGCUGAGGAUGCUGAGUUUGUUCCUAUCGCAGCCAUGGCCAGAUUACAGCUAAGAAAAUCCCGCCGCUCACAGCGACCAAAUUUAAAUCCCCUCCCUACAUGGGGACAAUUAAAGAAAUUGACCAUAGAAGGGCAACGGCUUGUCCUUCAAGCAGGAAAGCCUUUAAACCCCGAAAACUUGUUUUUAGCUUUAUGUGCCUUGCUCACUGUUGCGUCGGGGACUGAGGUACCUCCGCAUUCGUACCGGGCAUAUAUUCCAAACCCCCCUUUAUUAGAACCUAUAAAAUGGGGAACUAGUGAUAUUUUACUUUAUACCACACCUAGAGAAAUUUUGUCAACACCGUGGGCUGAUUUAACCCCCCACAAUCAAGAUGAUGGGACAUUAUUCAAUUUUACUUAUUAUGGUAAUCAAAGGCCUAUUUGCAUUGGGAAACCGCCUUGCAUCCCUCUGGGAUGGCAGUAUUGGAUUCAACAUGGAAUAAAAGCAGGCAACAAAAGGACAAGGCUUCAAGCCUUGGCUGCUCAAACCUUUAAUGUUACCUGAAAAAAUUUAACAGCACCUGAUACAAAUACAUUUCCUGUAUGCCCUAAAUUCACUUAUAAAAAUAUUUCUUAUAAUCCCAUAAUUUGGCAACUAUGUAUGGGAAAAUUUGCUAAAAAUAUUGAUGGGUAUAUUAUUUGGGGACCAUUUGGAAAAUUCGUUAAUGGAUGUGCUGAAUGGAAUGAGACAAGAUGUAAUCUCUCUGUUGUGUAUAGUCUUCCAGAUCCAAAGAAAAUAACUGACGGAGCUCCUAUAUUUCAACAAAAGACGGCUCUCUUGUGGUGGGGAGAUGGUGGAAUCGCUAACCCUGCUGUUGCAGCCGAAGAAUACCCUCAUCACCUUCAAAAUCAUAUUUAGAAGAUCCCAGCCGCUAUGCAACCUGUAACCUUGUACAAUGUUUCAUAUUCAGGGACUAGUCGAUCUGUAUCUACUACUUAUAAUUUUACUAGGUUUAAAAUGUAUAAUAUUACUGUUUGUGCACCUCUACCUUAUGUCUUUUUAGUGGGAACUUUUAAUUUUACACAUUUUUCUUGUACUUGUUUAAAUUGUCAAUUGUUUACAUGCUUAAAUAGCACACUAAAUUUCACUAAGCCUUAUACAGUUAUGCUAUUACAACAAAAAACUCAUAUUUGGUUGCCUGUAAAUUUAACUCGACCUUGGUCUCAAGACCCGGUAAUUUCUGUUACUACUGAAUUUUUUAAACAUCUGUUAAAACGUACAAAAAGAUUUAUUAGAAUAGUGGUUGCUGUACUGUUAAGUCUGAUAACUGUAGCCUCUCUAACAGCAGUCUCAGGAGUAGCUUUACAAACCUCUUUGCAAGAAAAACAUGUUGUAGAAUUAUGGCAUAAAAAUUCUCAUGAACUUUGGUUAACUCAGUGGCAAAUAAACGCCAGACUACAACAACAAAUAAACCUCCUUAAACAAACAGUUAAAUGGAUGGGUAGAAAAAUAUUGGCUCUUCAGCAUCAAGUGUUUUUAAAAUGUGAUUGGAAUUCAACUACUUUCUGUAUAACCCAACGACCUUAUAAUCAGACAGAACUUAAAUGGGAAAUGAUUAGAAUGUAUUUAAAUAAAAACACCUCUGCCCAGGAGGAAAUAGAAUCUUUGCAUAAUCAAAUUGACAAGGAUUUUGCAAAGCAAAAUGAUGAUGAAUCUCUAGCACAAUUCGCGCAAUUGCUUGCUCAAUCUUUGAAAGGAUUAGAUUCCAAAGAAAUCUGGCAGAGCAUUACCCACACUUUUAGUGGCAUGGGACUUAGUUUAAUUAUAGUUCUCAUUGCCAUAGUUCUUGUGUAUUUUUACUGCAUAAGACGAAAUGCUAUUAAUAACCUGAUCUUAUGAAAAUUGUUGUUAAAAAAUAAAAAGGAAGGAAGUGUGGGGGAUGAGGUGUCACUUUGUAGGCCCAACCCCCUCUAACCUGCAAUUUACAAUAGCCGCCCUGGUAUGCGAGAAGGAGGUAGAACGGGAAUGCCUGUUCUCAGUGAGCCCUCACCCUCUGGAAUCCAUACUGUGAGCUGGCUUUGUUUUGCAGAAGUCUUGAGGAAGUGGCUGGCCACCCUUUGUGACACUAACAGCAGACAAAUUAACAACAUUCUUGAGCUAAUAAAUUUCUUCCUGGGCUAGAGAAGUUGUGAGAACUGGUUGUGAUUAUUUACUUCACUUAGAUAGUUUUAAAAUAAACAUUGUAGUCUGUCACGUUGUAGCUUGCCACAAAGAAUGCCUUUUCACUACUUAAUUAUCUGGGCUCUGUAAAUUGAUCGGGUUUACUAUAUAUAAAUCCUAAAAUAAAGAUUGUGCGUACAGUGCAGUGCAGUGCAGUGUAACGCGGUGCAGACAGCAAAGGUGUCUCUCCUGUCUUUCUUUUCCAAGCGCUGUACCCCCCGUGUCCCGACAAGGCGUGCGUGUUUACCUUGCC
Molecule: messenger RNA, 3176 nt
Organism: Cavia porcellus (domestic guinea pig)
Lineage: Eukaryota; Metazoa; Chordata; Mammalia; Rodentia; Caviidae
Product: endogenous retrovirus group K member 18 Env polyprotein-like
Exons: 2
Coding region: 1637-2602 (321 amino acids)
Molecular function (GO): structural molecule activity
Source: RefSeq, a predicted model, not a curated record